Messenger RNA from Soboliphyme baturini, 1182 nucleotides. Lineage: Eukaryota; Metazoa; Nematoda; Enoplea; Dioctophymatida; Soboliphymatidae. The record is from the annotation of a GenBank genome assembly.
AUGGUCACGGCCUGCUGUGCUUCACCGUUGCCUAAUCGCACCGACCCUGAAGGCACCCGCGUCUCUUGGGAACGACAGAUCCGCUCUCUGGAUAACAUCCAUCGCCUGAUGAUCAAGCAACGCAUUGUGGACAGCAUGCACCUAAGGGACCUGAUCGACGGCGUCAAACGACCCCCAAAACUGCGCGCCUCUACUGUCAAGGCUCUCCAGGCUGACCUGCCUGCCUCGACGGAAGUAGGCGAAGAUGUUUCCAGGAAAUACGUCCUGCGCAUUGUCGCAUCCAAACAAGGUUCAGCUCCGAACUACAACUGGCGCACAAUGGUCAAAGAUGGUGAGGAUGCCAAUUCCUCUCGACUGCAGGUGUUGCACUAUUCGUUCAACAUGAGCAGUCUGGCCAAGAGGUACGGAAUUCAUCUGACGGAAGCUACGAUUGAAACUUCCACAAAGCCGUCUGCUUACGUGCUCUACGUGGACAACGCCACGUACUACGGCAACUGUUCAAGAGGAAACCCUGAAUGUGUUGUAUCUUCGAAUGGACAGGAAAUCAGAGUGCAAGUCAAAGCUACUCAGCAUCUUGCCAAGAGGUGGUUUUCGGGCAGGAACAUUGAGGCGUUCAUCACGCUGUUGGUGCGGGACGCAAAUUGCAACCGACCUCAAAGUCGUCACUGUCGCAAGAACCUCCAGACUUCGCCAGUGCUGAAACUGUCCCUGACGGAAACGAACUCUCUGUCAUCGAGGGACAAGCGACAAGCACUGCCGAACAUGACCAUGAUGGCCGGAAACAUCGCCACCGACUGCGACACCCAAUGGGACGAGCAGUUCCUGAAAUCAAUGAACACCGGCAUCUACGACAGUUUGAUGCCGUGCUGUCGUCGACGCCUGCGCAUCACCUUCGACGACUUCGGAUGGGGGGACUGGGCCUAUGCACCACGUUCGUUUGACUCGUAUUACUGCAUCGGCAGGUGCAGUCACUUCGGAGGCUUCGCGAGUAGCAAAACCGAGGGCUACGCCUACUACGCUGAGAUAAUGAAUUGGUACAGGGACGCAAAGACAGCUGCACUUAGUCCUUGCUGUAGCCCCGUCAAAUUUUCUCCACUGACCAUCUCGGUGAUGCAAGGCCCCAAUGAACAAGUUACUCAAACCUUAGAAAAUGUUAUCGUCAAACAAUGUGGUUGUCUUUGA